ACGCGCCUCGUCCCGUCCGUGGGCGCAGCGUGAUUGUGCGUCGCCGCGGAGCCAUGCACGCGUCGUGGCCAUCGGGGCUAAAGUGUGGGGCCACCGUGUGCUCUCCCCUCCCCCCUUGCGUGCGCGUGCGUGUGCUAGCCUGGUAGCGUAACAUCUGUGCGUACGCGGUCGUGAUUGUUGUGAAGAUGGCGGAGGGGGAGACAGAGAAGGAAUAUGACACACGGAAAGCUACCGAGGACCUCCGGGAGCGGUUCCACGGUCUGACCGCAGCUUUGAAGGAAAGUCCACAGUCUCCGCUGGAAGCCUCCCUCCAUUUCUGCCAGGAGUUUUGCCAGGUUCUUGUGGAACAUGCAGGCCGUUGGAAAACUGACGAGGAUCCACUGCCUUUGCUGGAGGUCUACACUGUGGCCAUCCUCAGCUUUGCUAAGGCAGCCCCCUGUCUCUCCUCCGAAUGUGAAAACGUGCCACUCCUACUUGAAAAGUUAGCACUGAGCUGUGCGGAGCUGCUGCUCUUACUGCCCCAGCAUGUCCCUGGUGCCUUAUGGGAGGAGUUUCAGUCCUCCAUGAAGUUGGCACACAGCCUUUUGCAAGAAAGUGGGAACACACAGCUUUGCCCACUCUCAGCUCUGGUGCAACAGGACGGCGUCUGGUCCAACACCACACUAAGCAGCAUCUUGUCUAAUCAAACCCCUCAGAGUGAGCAAGUUCAUGAGUAUUUGGAGUUGGAAGGUCCCACACUCCUUAACAUGAGAAUAAAGCACCUAAUCAAAGUGGACAGUCUUGAAAAAGCUGCUGUACUUGCAAAGGUUUGCUCAGAGUACCCGGGAUAUGAAGGAAAAGGCAACUUCAAACAGACUUACUUGCUUUGCAUCUGCAUGACAAAAAGUCAGGAGCAGCUAAUGGAAGAGAUUGCAUCAAUAGACUGUAAAGAUGCUCUUGAAAUGAUCUGCAACUUGGAGUCAGAGGGCGAUGAGAAAGGAGCUCUGUGCUUAUGCUCUGCCUUUCUCAAGCGACAGCUUCUUCAAGGAGAUGUUUACUGUGCCUGGGAGCUCACACUGUUCUGGAGUAAGUUACUCAUGCGUUUAGAGUCAUCUGCUGAAGCUUUUCUGGGACACAGCAAAGAGAUGGCUCUUCUCUGCAGAAAUGUCUGUCACAUUCUGUUUCUCAUCAAAGUUAUCCAAAAUGAGGUUGAAGAGGUGGGACUUCCAGUGUGUGUGGAAAUGUGUAUUCAAGCUCUGAAAAUGACCUCCAGUGACCAUAAAGACAGCAAGUCUACUAUCUGCAAGACUAUUUUCUGCCUCUUGCCAACUGAUCUUGAGGUUAAGCGUGCAUGCCAGCUGACAGAGUUCCUCCUCCAACCUACCGUUGACUCGUAUUAUGCUGUGGAGUCACUGUACAAUGAACCUGACCAAAAGCCCGAAGAGGAUGGAAGUCUACCAGUUCCCAAUUCCUUACGCUGUGAGUUAUUGCUGGCCUUGAAGACACAGUGGCCUUUUGAUCCGGAGUUCUGGGACUGGAAAACACUGAAACGCAACUGCUUGGCACUGAUGGGUGAGGAGGCAGCUAUUGUGUCAUCCAUUGACACGCUCAAUGACACAGAUGAACAAGAUGUGGAAACUUCUCUUGGCAAGCUCCCUGAAUACAAAGACCUGGAGGAUUUUCUGUUGACCACUACAAACGAACUCAAUGAAAUCACGGACGAAAGAGAAAAAAACAGAGAGGCUAAGAAACUUAGGGAGCAGGGUUUUGUGUCUGCUCGGUUCAGAAACUGGCGAGCCUACAUGCAGUACUGUGUUUUGUGUGACAAGGAGUUCCUGGGUCACAGAAUCGUUCGGCACGCUCAGAAGCAUUUCAAAGAUGGCAUGUAUCUCUGUCCAAUUUGUGCUGAUAGUUUUGAAAGCAGGGAGGUUUUAGAGCCACAUGUAGCAUCCCACGUAAAGCAAUCAUGCAAAGAAAGACUAGCUGCAAUGAAAGCUGCGCGGAAGGUAACUAGACCACCUCAGUCCUCAAAAAGUCUGUCAACAAAUGUAAAGGUUGUUGCCAAGACAAGCGUGAGCCCCGUUAAAUCUGAAUCUCAGAUUGGCGAGCAAUUGGCUUCACCAGUUCAAACAGACCCAGCUACGUCUGACCCACAGAUUAGUCAGGACUGUUUCUGUCCUGUUAAAAACUGUUCCAAGGCUUUCAAGUUUUUCCGUAACCUUAUGGCUCAUGUCAGAUCCCACAAGGACGAUGAAGAGGCCAUGAGGUUUUUAGAGAUACAAAAGCAGAAAGUGGUGUGCCAGUAUUGCAGACGGCAGUUUGUUAAUGUCCGACAUCUUAAUGAUCAUUUGCAGAUGCAUUGUGGCAGCAAACCAUACAUCUGCAUACAAUUGGAUUGCAAGGCUAACUUCAACUCAAAUUCUGAGCUGCUUAUGCAUCGAAAAACACACACAGAGUUUAAGGCCCAGUGCAUGUUCCCUAACUGUGGCCAGGUUUUCAGCGAGGCCUACUUAUUGUAUGAUCACGAGGCUCAGCACUACCUUACGUACACCUGUCAAACUGAUAACUGUGGCAAAAUAUUCUACUCGCAGUCCCAGUUUUUGUCUCACCAAGAGAAUCACAAUGCAAAUGUUGUAGUAAACAAUUUAACCAUCGCAGACCAACCCCCCACUGUCACUCCUAAUAUUGGGCCACCACUCGAGAGCCCCUCGAGGAAAGACGAUAUUUGCUCAGCUGUUACUUGUGUUGAAAAAAUGAAUACAGAUAUUUAUAUGAAGGAAGCAUCGAAGGCAAGCGCAUCACCGUGUAGAUCGCCAGAGGCUGCUAAGGAGCUUGUUUCAGUGAGAGUAAAACACUCGAUUGAAAGCAUGCUGAAUCCAGCGGGAGACCCUGAAAUCAAAUACCCAGACAAAUGCUACACUCCUCUGACAAACCCCACUCCUGCGCCUGCCGAUCCGAAACCACCACCUGAGGCUCUACAGGUGCAAUGUAGUGUUGCUGGGCAAGGUGAAAUUCCCCCAGUAUAUCCGGUCCCCAGUGCGGCAAACCCAGUGACAAGUCAGCAGGCUGAGGGGCAAAUUGUACAAAAUAAUGAACCUCCAAAAGCAAUGCCGCAAAUAAUUUCUUCAGGUCAAAUUAAGACAGAAAUUCCUUGCUCGCUACAGGGAUAUCCUUCUAGCACUCCUGCUGUUACUGCUCCUAGUGAAGAGAACAUGCAUUGCUGCCCAUAUAAUGACUGUACAAGGGCAUACAGUACUAACAAAAGUCUGUCUAGGCACGUGAAAAAGCAGCAUCCUGAGAUAUUUGAAGACUGGAAGCUGGCAAAGAAAUAUAACAAAGUGGCAAAAAUUACAGCAAAAAAAGCCCCAAGUGGACCAGUUUCACAGACUCCGCCUCAGAACCCCGCGAACAGGCUGUCCAGUCAGCCAGGACCUCUAUGCAACAAACCUGGAAUACAACAAAUGGAUUACCCAGUGGGAUGCUCAACCUCACCUGCCCAGUGUUACCCUGGAUCGAUGGAGCCUGUGCCUAUCACUCCAAUGGUGAACCCCACUCUGUACCCAUCAUGGGGAAACCUGAACAGCUCUGGGGGCAUGAUGCAGUCAGAUGUCUCCCAGCCAUGGUCUUCACCGCCAAUGAAUAAUUGCUAUCCAGAUGCCUUCAACAUGAAUGAGUACCCCUCCCGCAGCUACCCUCAGUGGCAGGCAGACCCGUACCAAACCACCGCAUCCCUCCCGUCUGAUAGAGACCAUUCAGUGGCAGCGCUACAUGGUCCCUCUGUUUCACAUGCUCCUUCAGAUUCCAGUUUGAUGUCUCAGUAUGUGUCUAGUUCUCUGAUGCUUGACAAUGGAGGACAGAUGCAUAAUGGAGGGCAGCAAUAUGGACUUGUACACCCUGAGGGUGGCGGGGAAGGCAGAGAUGUGAGAAAAAGUAGCGCAAGCAUGACAGGACAGUUGGAUAAUGGAAACAGCAUCUCAACUGUCGACAGCCUCCCUGAGGGAAGUUACCACACUACAUAUGCUCAGAGCGAGAACUCUUGUCUCACUCAAGGCUCAUCAGUUGAUAUUCCUAUGAAAUGUCUGACCCCUGAGGCGCAUAUUGCAUUAAAGACUGAAAUCAUAAAAACUGAUAGUAUGUCAGGUUCUGGCUAUGAUCAGAGGGACAACUCUGUGGACGGCAUGCUCAGUCCACACAGUGGCAUUCCAACAGAUUUCUCGUAUGAGGAGGACUGUCCCAAUGCUGACUGCGAGCCCAACCCCUCAGAUGAAAAAAGCAACGAGCCUGAAAUGCAGAAAGGGAAGCGCAGCAGGUUGAGCAAGCGAACCAAAUGGCCAGCAAUCUUUAAGGACGGCAAAGUCAUUUGCAGGAGGUGCUUCCGAGAGUUCACCAGCACCAAAUCCCUAGGAGGUCACCUAUCCAAACGCUCCCAGUGCAGACCUCUGGAUGAAAUCGACCUGACGGCUGAUCUGCCAACAUCAUUUCUUGAUUUUCUUAAUGACCCGCACGUCCCUGACACUAAUGGAGCAAUUUUUAGCAUGUCAAAUGGGGAUUUCUCACAAGAAUCUAGUAGUUUGACCACUUUGACUUCACCUAUGAUGUUGAAGCAGGAACCCCAAAAUACAAAUAUAGCAGACUUUACAAACUCCUUCCCAGUUUCUACUGAAAACCAACAGGAGAAAGCUGUAGAUUUGGUUAAUUCAGCCCUGACUGUAUCAUAUCAAGAGGAUCACUUGAUGGAAAUUUCACAUGCCUUUCAAAGAUUGGAUUUAAUUGAGGCUGCACAGGGCAAGAUGCGAGGUGCACUGUCCUUAGAGCAAGGUGUCAGUCACUGUAGCCCAGCCCCUGACACCGAAAAAGCUAAAGUAGUCAGUAAAAGUGAUGACAAGCCCUCUGAAAAGGUACCUAAACCUUUUAAAUGUGAUCAGGAUGAUUGUGAGUACUCGUUCAUGACAAAGGAGGCGCUAUUUAAACACUUGAGCAAAAUGCAUGAUUACUCCAGUGAAAUGAUAGAAGAGCUAAAAAGAACACCCUCCAAGCUGUCACCAUAUCCUUGUCAAAUCUGCCCCAAAACAUUCACCAGAACAACUGGGUUGAGAAUUCAUUAUGAGAAAGUUCAUCGAUUAGGAAAGGCAGAAAUGCAGAAGCUAAAGAUCAGUGCUCGAAACAGGCGUGCGUUUAGGCUUAACAAAGAGGAAAAUUGUAUGAGUCGCACUUCCACUGAUGCCAGCACCAGUCGCACAACAGCAGCUAUGCCUAAUAUUAAACAAGAACCGCUUGACAUUGCAAUUGCACCGCAGACAGAAAAGAAUUCAGAAACUCCUCAGAUCACUUCACCGAGGGCUGUAGACAAAGAGGGCUGUGCACAUGACGCUUCAACUGUUACACAACUACCAUCACCUCAACACUACUUGAAUGACAGGUCACUUGGUGAGGUGGCACCAGCUCCCGAACGAAACACAGAGAAACCUCAAGAGGUUGGUUUAAACCAGGCUCCAGACGCGAAACAGAAUCCCAGCUUAAAGGAGAAACUCUGUCCAAGCAAAGCCAAGGAUCGAGGCAGGCCAGAUGCACCUUUGAAAAAAGAGCUCAAACACAGCCCUGUGACGCCAUGUGCGUCAUCUUCUCCAGAGAAACCCAGCAGCUCCAAAAACACACCCACAAAGGAUGAAUUCCAGAGGAAAGAGAAACUUCAGAAAAGGCUGAGCCUCAAAUUGUGCGACGCAGAUAACGCCUACAGUCCAUAUAGACCGUACCGCUGUGUUCAUGAAGGAUGCACCGCAGCAUUCACCAUCCAGCACAAUCUGAUCCUUCACUACAGGGCCAUGCACCAGGCAUCCCUGCCUGAUGACAAGACUGAGCCUGACCCUGAAAUGACUAGUGUUACUAAUGGACAGGAGGACUGUCAAGACAUGGUAAAAGAUAAUGAAGUUAGGUGUCAAGUGAAAAACUGUUCAAGGGUGUUCAUGGGAAUCACAAGGUUGGUGCAGCAUUAUCUUCUUCUCCACAAGUUCACCCGCGACAAAGCUACGGCCAUGAUGGCCAGCAUGACCAUAGGGACGUUCAACUGUGACAGGCCAGAGUGCGCUCUCCCCUUCAACUCUGUGGAAAAGUACAUUGAGCACAUUAAGAAUUACCAUAAAGAAAUUGCCAUUUCCGAGAGUGGCUCAGUCGACCCGACUUUCAAAUGCGAGUAUGAAGGAUGUGACCGCGUUUACACUACAAAAUCAAACCUUCUCCGUCACCUGAUCAAAAAGCACGAUUAUGUUUAUGAUCCCAAAACAAGUGACGGAAGAAGGUCUAAAUCUGUGGGCCUCUUCCCAGGGGUUACCAAUGGGAAAGAAAAUGUAGAAAACAAAUUCAAAGUGAAGAAGAAAAACACUAAAAAGAAAGAUUUGAAGUCUAUUGAACAUUGGACUAGUUUUGGAAAACCUACACUAAAAUCCCACGAAGAAGCAUCAGCCAUGUGCACAAAGAAGUCCGCCUUGCAGUAUCCAUGCAUGAUCGUUGGCUGUGAUGCAGUGGAACGGGCUGAAAGAAACAUUUUUAAGCAUUACACCACCCAUGGCCUCACAGAGCGAUACAUUGAAGACCAGCGGAGCCAGUUCAUUUUCUGCAAAAAGUACUCGCGUGCCAGGUUCAAAGACGCAGAGAAAUCGGAGGGUGCGUCAGGCUCAUCUUCCGAGGAGACCGAGCCAGAAGACGCUCAAACACCCAGUGACCAAAAGACUGAUGAGAUGAUGGAUAGAAUACGCCAAGACGACGGCAAGCUGUCCAACGACGAUAGUGCAGAUUCACAAGCUUCCAAUGGGGCCGAAGGAGGCGUUAAAAGGGGCCGUCCCAGAAAACCUGCACAACCUAAACCAGCUUGUCCAGAGAGGAUGCAGACACUUCGACACCGAUCGACUGUUAACAGUUCAAGAGAGAAUUCAAAUCCUGGUACCCCUUUAGCUCAAGAACAACGUGACGACGGGGUCAUGCCGGGCACUUUCAAGCCUUUAGGACUUGAGGAUUCCUUCCUUAAGUUUUUGGAAACCUCAGAGUCAACCCAGACUUCGAAACGCAAAUUAAGUGACAAAUCUAGUGCUGAACUACCGUCCAAAAGACAACUAACUCAUAAACAAAAAUCUGUGGUGAAAAAUAAAAUAACUGAUGAAUUUAGAGGCUGUGAAAAUCUCGUAGACUUCAGAAAUCCCCUAAAUCUCAAAUCUGUGAGCAAUGUCAAGAUUGUCAUGGAUAAAACAUUUUCAGACGGUGCUGAUCUCCUGCUGAAGCAGCUACAAGACAUGAGGCCCAUAGUCAUAAUAAAAAAGUGGCUUUAUAGUGGAUCAUAGCUUAAUAUUUUGUUUUUAACUCAAUCUCACUCAGGAUUUGAGAAGUUAUGCUGCAGAAUGGUUUGUGUGAUAAUGCAUCAGAUUUCCAGCUGUUAACAGUAAUGGUCACAGUAACAAUGAAAUGGCCUAUUUUGUACGUAAUAAAAAAAAUGUCUCGGAUGAUUUUAAGUAUGUAUGUUAGUUAUAAUAACCAGGUAAUCUAUAGGGCAUAGAUUUUAGAAACAUGUUUGUAUUUAUGCUUAGUACUGAAUUUCUUUUUUUUUUUUUUUGCUAAAUGGAGACUUUUAAAGAAAAACUAUGUUUUUAUAUAUCCCUAUGGGAUUUCAAGUUCCGUUUGUAUUUAUUUUAUCAUUUUUCAACACUAGUAGACCUAUCUGUAAUAUUUACAUGUCUUCCACAAAGUGUUCAAUAAAAUGUUACUGGUUUUUUUUGUAA
This is a messenger RNA of Betta splendens (Siamese fighting fish), 7745 nucleotides long. RefSeq names its product zinc finger protein 292a (gene znf292a). Gene Ontology annotation, molecular function: DNA-binding transcription factor activity, RNA polymerase II-specific; DNA binding. The transcript has 8 exons. Gene Ontology annotation, cellular component: nucleus. Bases 186 to 7310 code for a protein of 2374 amino acids. The record is from RefSeq and is a predicted model, not a curated record. Gene Ontology annotation, biological process: regulation of transcription by RNA polymerase II. NCBI's taxonomy places the organism in Eukaryota, Metazoa, Chordata, Actinopteri, Anabantiformes, Osphronemidae.